Messenger RNA from Ectocarpus siliculosus, 135 nucleotides. Lineage: Eukaryota; Phaeophyceae; Ectocarpales; Ectocarpaceae. The record is from the annotation of a GenBank genome assembly.
AUGAUGUACGGCGCCGGGGAUGACGAGCACCCGUUGCCGGAAACGGUGGGUUGUAUGCAGCAGCUGGUCGCGGAGUACGUGAGCCACGUCACAUCCGAGGCUUGUUUGGUGAGUAUUUCACUGUUGGAGUUAUAA